AUGCCAAUCCCCGACACACCGAUGCGGCUGAUGCCAAUCCUCGACACACCAAUGUGGCUGAUGCCAAUUCCCGACACACCAAUGCGGCUGAUGCCAAUCCUCGACACACCAAUGUGGCUGAUGCCAAUCCCCGACACACUGAUGUGGCUAGAGAGCCACAUCGGUGUGUCGGGGAUUGGCAUCAGCCACAUUGGUGUGUCAGGGAUUGGCAUCAGCCGCAUCGGUGUGUCGGGGAUUGGCAGUUGCUCACACACCUGA
Lindgomyces ingoldianus is the source of this 258-nucleotide messenger RNA. RefSeq lists its product as uncharacterized. The transcript has 2 exons. The coding region runs from base 1 to 258 and encodes 85 amino acids. The record is from RefSeq and is a predicted model, not a curated record. Lineage: Eukaryota; Fungi; Ascomycota; Dothideomycetes; Pleosporales; Lindgomycetaceae.